AUGGAGAAGCUGGAGUUAUUCGCCGCCUCUCCAGUGGACGAUGGAGUUCCCAUUGUCACCGAAUUGAAAGUCCCCCGAUCUCUGAGUCAUGGCCUCAAGGCGUUUAAGCCGGUUCGCCGAGCCUCCCUCAGCCCACAACUCGAUGAAUCGCCAAAAACAAUAGUUGAACUGCCCGCCUUCAAACUCGCUACUUAUAAUCCAACAGCCAAGACAAAAUAUUUAACUCAACAGUUCGAGUUGCACGAGAUUUUGGGCCGCGGAAGUUUCGGGCAAGUUUAUGGAGCCAAGUGCAAACGAACCGGCAACUUCUUCGCUGUCAAAAAAGCCCUUCAUCAGUGUUCAAGAACACUGCCAGAACAUGACAUUCUCUACCAACUCUGUCACUCCAAAAUCAUCAAGAUUUUUGGCGCCUGGCGAGAGGCCGAGCACGUAUUCACAAUCCUCGAACUUUGCUCCUACCCCUUGAGCUAUGUGAUGAAAGUGCAGAGCGGCAGCGCCAUCAGCACGGCCGCCUGGAACGUGCUGGCCGACAUUAGCGAAGCGCUGGCGCAUUUGCAUCUCAACAAAGUCAUCCACAACGACGUGAAGCCGGACAACAUUCUGGUGACCUCCAACGGGAUCUACAAACUCGCCGACUUUAAUGUGAGCGUCGAGUGGAAACGCUACGGAAAAGUGGAGGCCGAAGCGUUGCCCCGCGGCGACGAUCGCUACUCUGCGCCCGAAUGCAUUGCAAAACAUGUGUACAACGACAGAAUCGACAUCUACGCGUUUGGAGCGACUUUAUUGAACUUUUUGAUUGGUCGACCGGCCGAAGCGAACGAGCUGGAAAUGACGAAUUUGGAUGGGUUUUUGAACGCCAAUGUUGGAUGGAGUUUGCGGCAAGUCUUGAGGAAGAUGUUGGACCAUGAGCCGGCUGUUCGCCCGUCCGCAAGAACCCUGCUUUACCACGAAAUUGUGACAAUACACAAGACGGACAGCAAUGGACGAGGACCGGUUUUGAGUGAGGAACAAAUCGAGGAGUAUGAGAAUGGGCUGUUCAGGAAGAGUGGCAACGAAGAUGGGGAGAACAUCAGCGAAGAUUUGGAGCUGAGAAGGUGGAUUCUGGAGGAUGAAUAUAUCAUCAAGCCGGAUACUUUGCCAAGAAGAGUCUCGUUGAGAAAUGUAAGUGGCAGUUGACAUCUUUAGCGGUUUAUAAAGUGAAUUUUGAGUGAAUUUUGGUUAAUUUGCUAAUUUUUCAGCUCGAUGAAUCGCUUAGACUCAACUGCUCAGAUCCUCAAAUCUCCUCUGAUCUCCUAACAUCGCCUGUGCUAAAGCCAAAGAGAUUGUCGCUGAGAAAUGUAAGUUUCACUGAAAUUUUGAUAGAACAAGCAACCAUCUGAUAUAAGGCUUUUUGACAUUUUUCUGAAAUUGUAAAAAAAACUCUAAUAUCCCUUUUUUUUAACCCUUUUUCUUGCAGACAUCCGAGCGAAUCUCCACUUCCUCCGACGAUUCAGACCUAACCUCCCCAAUCACCAAGAGAAAUCGGCCCUCAAUUUCGUUCAGAAGACGUCUGUUUGAAGACUAA
This is a messenger RNA of Bursaphelenchus xylophilus (pine wood nematode), 1564 nucleotides long. NCBI's taxonomy places the organism in Eukaryota, Metazoa, Nematoda, Chromadorea, Rhabditida, Aphelenchoididae. The record is from the annotation of a GenBank genome assembly.